AUGUUUGAAUCAUUCCAACAGGGUCCUCCCGACCCCAUGUUCUUUCUCAAGAAUGUGGCAGAUCAAGACUCAUCACCGGAGAAAGCUGAUCUUGGUGUUGGUAUCUAUCGAAACGAAAGUGGCCACUACAGUGAGCUCGAAGCUGUUGCACAGGCCAAGCUCGUAUUAGCUGAGAAUAAUCCCGGCCACGAUUAUGAAAUCACGACAGGCAAUGGACAAUUCUUAAACCACGCUGCGAAUCUCUUGUUUGGAAAAGAAUGUCAAAGAUUGAAAUCUGGGCAUGUCGCAUCAGUGCAAACCAUCUCCGGCACAGGCGCAAACCACAUCGCUGCUUUGGCGCUGAGUCAAUCUGUCUCACCUCGCCCGCAGGUUUACGUUGGUACCCCAACUUGGGGGAACUACAAGCCCAUCUUUGAACUGGUUGGAAUGGAAGUCAUCGAAUAUUCCUACCUCGACCCUAAAACGCGUUGCAUAGAUUUCGCCUCUAUCUUAUCGGCAGCUCACUCAGCCCCAUCGCGGAGCGUGUUCAUUCUACAAGCUUGUUGCCAUAACCCUACAGGCGCCGAUCUGGCGAAAGAACAAUGGCAAGAGCUUGCCCUGGUCAUGAAACAACAUAAUCACUUUGCAUUUUUUGACAUUGCUUACCAGGGUCUGGGCAAUGGCAUCGUUGAAGAUGCCUAUCCAAUCCGCUUGUUUGCUGACCUUGAAUUUGAGAUGUUUGUUUGCCAAUCCUUCUCAAAAAACUUUGCUUUGUACGGGGAACGCUGUGGUGUACUUCACGCUGUGUGCCCCAGCGGAGAAACAGCAGCGAAUGUCCAUGACCGACUACGCUGUUUGAUCCGAUGGGAAUUCUCGUCCUCACCUGCCUACGGCAGUCGGUUGGUCAGUAUUGUUCUUGAAUCGGAUCAUCUUACUGGCGAUUGGUUUAAGGAGCUCUCCCAUAUGCAACAGAGACUGAAGAAUUUACGGAAGCAACUUCACUACAACUUGGUGGAGGUUUUCAAGACACCAGGGAAUUGGGAGCACAUACUGAUGGAAACUGGACUAUUCUCCUACCUCAAUCUUACGCCUCAACAGUGUCAGUCUCUCAUCGACGAUCACCACAUCUACCUCCCACCGAACGGUCGAACUAAUAUUUCGGGACUGAAUCAAAGCAAUAUCGUAAAGGUGGCUAAGGCUUUAGAUCAUGUUGUAAGAUUGAGAUUCGAUAAGGAAGUGCGGUCCAGGGGAAGUCUUGAAGCGCACAAAUUGUGA
Molecule: messenger RNA, 1254 nt
Organism: Fusarium venenatum
Lineage: Eukaryota; Fungi; Ascomycota; Sordariomycetes; Hypocreales; Nectriaceae
Product: pyridoxal phosphate-dependent transferase
Biological process (GO): L-aspartate biosynthetic process
Cellular component (GO): cytosol
Molecular function (GO): L-aspartate:2-oxoglutarate transaminase activity; pyridoxal phosphate binding
Source: RefSeq, a predicted model, not a curated record